This is a messenger RNA of Cercospora beticola, 1285 nucleotides long. Its product is annotated as BUD22 family protein. Gene Ontology annotation, biological process: maturation of SSU-rRNA. The record is from RefSeq and is a predicted model, not a curated record. Lineage: Eukaryota; Fungi; Ascomycota; Dothideomycetes; Mycosphaerellales; Mycosphaerellaceae. Gene Ontology annotation, cellular component: nucleus; 90S preribosome.
UGCCGCACAGCACCACGACCAGCACAGCCAUUUCACAAUGUCGAAACGCAAACGGGAAGCGGACGAAGAGGAGGAUGCAGACACUGAGGGGCACGGGUCGCGAGACUUCCGGCGACAGCGACAGAUCAUGGCGACUUUUGCGCAAAGUGCGCAGCCACUGGAGCAGGCACUGAAGCUUGCGCGCGGAUUUGAACGUCAAAAGCUGGGCCGGCGGAAAAAGACUGCACGAGGAGAUCAGGAUACAGCGGCACGCAUAGAUGCUGAGGUCGCUGCGCUGAAGAAGCUCGACCUCGCGCGGUGUGCGCAGAAUGUGCUGGCGAAGGCGCUUUUGAAGAUCAAGGCGGUGCGUGAGGCUCCUCACUUGCCUGCUCCCAUUCGCAACCCGACACCCGUUUCUACCGAGACAGCGACGCUUAAUGUGUACGCGCGACUAUGCAGCUCGAAUCCGGUCAAGGCAGCGCUGCCUACAGCCACUGCCGGCAUGAAGCGCGAGAUGGGUGUGGAGGAAGCGGGGCACCGAAAAAAGGACCACCAGCCUGCGAACGAUGGACCCGACAGCGAUGACGACGAUGAUGCUUCUGUCAGUAGCGAGGCAGAUGGGUCGAUCUCAGUAGAUUCAGACGUGGACGUGGACGAUUUGGAGCGGCAGUUGGAGCAAGAAGGAGUGCCACGUACCUCGUCGGCUGCACGAAAACGGCGGCGGGACAACGAUGCCUUCAGUGAUCAGGAACCAGAUGCUGCUUCCGACGCCGAGUCAGAGGAAGCCCACCACGACAGCAGGACUGCGCCCAAGAAGCUCUUCCUGCCGAAGCUAACCAUGGCCGGCUACGUAUCUGGCAGCGGAUCCGAUGUGGAAGACGAUGUGGAAAGUGCGAAGCCUAAAAAGAAUCGGCGUGGACAACGAGCCCGCCAGGCGAUUUGGGAAAAGAAAUAUGGCAAGCAAGCCAAGCACGUGCAAGAGCAAGCCGGGAAGCAAGACUGGGAUGCAAAGCGUGGAGCAGUGAGCAGCAGCAAAUUCGCAAAGGAUGCCAAUAAGCUUCCACUGGGUAAGCGAAGAUUGCCGGGCUCAACGAUGAAGCCCACCGUGGCGAGCAAAAAGCCACAACGAGACGAUACGGGCCCUCUGCACCCCAGUUGGGAAGCUGCAAAGCGAGCGAAGGAGAAGAAGAGCGUACCAGUAGCUUUCCAAGGGAAGAAGAUAAGUUUCGAUUAAUCGAGGUCAAGUAUGUCAAUCUCAUCACUGUUACCUCUCUCAUCAUGCUAUGUGCAACUCAACUGCGAACUU